This is a messenger RNA of Racocetra fulgida, 551 nucleotides long. NCBI's taxonomy places the organism in Eukaryota, Fungi, Glomeromycota, Glomeromycetes, Diversisporales, Gigasporaceae. The record is from the annotation of a GenBank genome assembly.
AUGGAUAGAAAAAGAACGACGGGACGGCUAGAAGCCAAGAGCAAUCGAGAAAAAAACAGUAAAGGAAAACAGACAGAAGAGGAAACAGGAAAGGAAGACAAAAGAACGUCAGAUAGAAAGCAUAACAAACAAGAAGAUAAGACGAAGGAGAACGAGAGUGGAAAGAUAAUGAAGUAUGACAAGAAAAGAAGACAGCAGCGAGAAAUAGAAAAGAGAGAAAAGAACGAGAAUAAAAAGAAAAACACAAGACAUCAAGUUAUAGAAGAAGAGGGAAUAAAGAGAAAAAGGAGUGAAGUUCUAAACAUGACGAAAAAAUCAAAAAUAAGAAAGGAAACAACAAGCAAUGAGCAAACCGACGCAAUAGAGACAAAAGAGAAAGAGAUAAAAAUAGAAAUAGAUCAAAAACCAACAAGAUAUAAAGGAAAGCAACGAGAGAAGCAAGGAAUAAAUAAGCAAAUAAGAAAGAGACAAGAUGAUAGAAAGCGAGAUAGAGGCAAGCUAAAUAAAGAAGAAGCGAAAGCGACAGAAAGACAACAUACAUAUACAGGAAA